GUUCAUGGGCUGAAAAAACGCAGAAGGAAACAACACGCUGGAGUAUUGGUUUAAUGUACGAGCUGUGGAUUAUACUUUUCCAGUUUCACCUCACCUGACGCACAGGGCGAACGCCGGGUCCCAUUUGUCUUUGCGGAUUAAACUCUGUCAGCAGCUGACAGCUUCCCAAGAACAUGCAGGAUCUACAGUUCUGACCAGCAGCGGCUCAACAAGUAGAGCACUGGACAGCUGACAGGGGUUGUGGUCAAACUCCCUGACUGCGUUUGUGUGUGCAGCUGCAGUCUGGAUGUAAGAUUGGGUCAGCGCUUGAGUCGGUUACCCUGCUUCAGUGUGCGAUGUGUGGGUCCUCUAUCCCGCUGCGUCUGCUGCUCUGGAUCGUAGGAACAGCUGUCUCUACGACGCAAGGUAAGGUUUUAGCUCCCGCUAAUCUGACCGCAGAGGCAGGUCGUCCCUUACUGCUCGGCUGCAACAUCACUACGGAGCCAGGUGAUAUGGUCUACCAAGUGCGCUGGCUCAACAAGCACCACAAGCUCAUUCUGGCGUACGAACAGGGGGCGUCGCCCCACAUCAGUCACCAAGACCAAAAUGUGCAGCUCACUGUCUCUCAUCACAACGCUAGCUACAUAACCUUCACGAAAGUGCAGGCUGCUGACAGCGGCUGCUACCACUGCAUCUUUGAUGUUUACCCCAAGGGCACGCAACAAGGCUUGGCGUGCUUCAAUAUCAUCGGAAAAGUGCAUUUCGAUGGCAAUAAGACGGCCAUAAGUGGAAAGCCGACCACCCUUUCAUGCUGGUACAGCCUCCCUGGCAGGGUCCGACAGGUCUUGUGGAGGAAGACAGCCGAGCAGGGUGACACCACCACUGUUGGCUCCGUUGCUGAAGGCAACCAUUACAAAAUAGAGGAACAGUUCAAGGGUCAGGUCAGCCUGAGCCGAACCCUGGGACACACUGAGCUGACGAUAAAGGCUGUCCGAACGGAGGACGAGGCCUGCUACACCUGUGAGUUCCACACGUACCCAGAUGGCACCCGGGCCGCCACGACAUGCCUCUCUGUUUAUGUUUUACCCAAACCAGAGGUGAGCCAGGUGACUUCACCUUCAGGGAUCACUGAGGCCAACUGCACGGCCAAGUCCCGGCCUGCAGCGGAGAUCAUGUGGAACGUCGGCAGUGACAACCGAACCCUAGGCCCACCAUUUUCGUCGGCCUACGAACAAGGCGACGGUACAACAAUAGUGACGAGCACGCUACUCUUCCAGUCUGGGCUGUUCAGCGACCUGUCCAUCAAGUGCAUCGUGCACCACCCGGGUUUGAAUAAACCCCUGUUGAUGUCCCUCAACACAAACAUGGGUCCAGCCAUGGUUAUCCUCAUCUCUGUGUGCGGUGUGGCAGCGGUCCUCCUCUUGUGCUUGUGUGUGUGUCUCUGCAAGUGCUUCAUCUGUACGGAUGACUGAUUUGGAGUCUGCCCUCACCGCUGCUUUGAUGAAGGUCCAGUGAAGCUCUGAGCCUGACCUAGCUGCUCAGCACCGUGCCCUUCAAUUCAGUAUUCAGAGGAAGGAGGAAGGGAACAGAGCUGAGCCAACACUGGGCUGAGCUGGGAGGGUACUGCUAGUGUGGACACCAAUUUACUACAAAGUAAACAGAACUAAAACCACAUUAUUUAAUGCUAGUUAUUAUACUUACGGUAGAGCACUGGAGAUGUUUGUUGAUGAAACCCUUUUAUAUAAAAGAUAGCAAGGCUGAGAGAUGCAGAAGUAGAUGUGGCAAAAUGGAGCUCCAGUGGUGAGAUUAAACAGUGCUUCCUCUCUUAAGAAGUCGUUGUAGUGUCUGUACAUAUGUGUGUUUGUAUGUGUGUUUUAGUUAUUCUCUGAUGUCAGAAAAUGGUGUGAUGAGUUAUAUAUUUUUUCAACUUUCAGUAGCUAUAUGAUUGCAUGAAGUGUCAUGUAAAUUUACAGUUGUGGUCAGAAGUUUACAAACACUCAUCUAGGGUAUGAAUGUCAUGGUUAUUUGAGGAUUAUAAUGAUUUCUUUGAACUUUACUUUUUCCAGGGUGGAAUGAUUGUGCAAUAUAAAUCUUUAAUUACGUUAAAAAACAAGACUUGAGUGAACAAGUUUGAUCUGAUUUUGGAUUUUCUUUAAUCCACACAGGGUCCAAAUUACACAUAAAGCUUGAAACACCACACUAACAUUUGGUUAAGUGUCCUUUAGCAAGUUGCACUUUAGCCAGAUGUACUUGGUAGUCAUCAAGAAGCAAAAACCGCUCUUGUUGCCAACAUUUGUAGACUUCAUUUAAGUUGGUUGGUUAGCUGACACAGACCUGGCUUUAAAGUGUUGUUCACAAAUUUUCAGUAUGGCUGAGGUUUAAGAAGACCAUUCCAACAGCUUCUUGUCAGCCCGUUUAUACCUUCCAAAACCAGUUUUGAUGUGUGUUUCAUUGUCCUGUUGGAACACUCAGUUGUGUUGUCAGUCAACUAAAUGUUGAUUUGAGGUGAAGUUGCAGAAUUUGGAGGUAGUGAUUCUCAUUCAUUAUUACAUUUACUCUGUGGAAUGCCCCCAGUACCACUGGCUGCAAAACAGUCUCCAUGCCUUGUGUCAUUGUGGCUAGACAGCUCAAUCUUUGUCUCAUCUGACCAUGAAACUCUUCUCCAGAAGGCAUUUGUUCCAUGCGGGCUGCUACAAAUUUUAGUCGAGCUUGAAGGUGUCAGUUUUGGAGCAGAGUUGGCAUCUUAGUCCAUGGUAAUGUAAAACUGGCCUCACUGUGGACAGUGUUGCUGGUGUUCCAGUAGUUUCCAGCUCAUGGCACGCUUGAGCCUUGAUGUUCCUGAACAUCCUAAGCAAAUUCCUCAAAUCUGAUGGUGACACUUUUGGUCUUUUUCCAGAUCUUGGCAAAGUGGUGAUGCAUCUGAAUACCUUGUACUUACUUGUUUGAACAGUCUGCAGUUGUUUAAAAACGGCUUCAAGAGACCUUCCCAACUUGUAGAUAUCUACAAUUCUCCUACUUAGAACUUCUCAAUUUUUACAAUAUUGGUAAAUCCAAUGAGUGCUGAAAAAACAAAUCCUUUUUUUGCUAGCAAUUGAAAUUACCAGUUGUAGUCAAUUAUGAUGACUAGUGAGACGUUAACAGGCUUUGCUCUUGUCAAGUUAAAGACAAUGUAAAACCUUUAGCGCCACUUAUUCAAAGAUUUAAAUAAGGAAAUGUAUGUAUAUGAGUCUGUAUGCAUGUUUGAGCCUGUGUGGAUUAGAGAAAAUCCAAAAUAAGUUCAAACUUAUGGAAUCCUGUACAAUCAUUCUACCCUGGAAAAAGAACAGUUCAAAGAAAUCAUUGGAAGCCCAAAAUUACUAUGACAUUCAUGUCC
This is a messenger RNA of Pundamilia nyererei, 3352 nucleotides long. Its product is annotated as OX-2 membrane glycoprotein-like. The transcript has 8 exons. The record is from RefSeq and is a predicted model, not a curated record. Lineage: Eukaryota; Metazoa; Chordata; Actinopteri; Cichliformes; Cichlidae. The coding region runs from base 336 to 1451 and encodes 371 amino acids. Gene Ontology annotation, molecular function: cell-cell adhesion mediator activity.